AUGACUGUGGUCAACCUGACAAACCAUUUCGCUUCCGCUGAGGAUCGAACUCGGCAAUCCGGCCUGGAGAAGGCAUUGACAAGCAUGGACAAAGCGGCGCGGGGACGCGUUCGCGCGGACGAGAACCCAUCCCACACGUCUACUCUUCAAGCUAAUAAAGCGACAAAUUUCUGGGGUUUCAAGUCCGCUGUCCCAACUGGGUCUUUGAAGGGCGGGGACAUGGCGAGAGGCUCUAUGUACGAUUCCGAAUCAACUGGCUUCUCUCUCUGGUCGGCUCCUUACGAUAUCACAGUAGAGAGCUGGGUGUGCCACAUCCGCCAUCUCACGCCAGACCUCAACAUGACUCAACCCCUGGAAGGAUUGGUCACGAAACGUAAUCCCUCUCCACCCGUUGCGGGCGCUAAUCUCGAAAACAAUUGCGAGCCUGUCAUCGAACUUGCCGCGGGGACUCUUUGCUGUUAUCGCAACUCGGCCUAG
Molecule: messenger RNA, 477 nt
Organism: Coprinopsis cinerea okayama7#130
Lineage: Eukaryota; Fungi; Basidiomycota; Agaricomycetes; Agaricales; Psathyrellaceae
Exons: 3
Coding region: 1-477 (158 amino acids)
Source: RefSeq, a predicted model, not a curated record